UCCUGCCCAAAGUUUAGACGCACCGAGAAGAAACUUUUUUUUCCUCCUCCCAGUGAGAAGUGGAGAUUUACACAACUAACCAUGACUAUUUUCUCUGAAAGGUCAUGAUUUAAAGCUGUCCGACCUUAGAGCCGCAGGACUCUUCCGGCCGAGCGCUCAUGUUGUUGUUUUUUUCGCCUUUUUGCGGCUGACUUUGCGGGUUUUUCUUUUUCCUGUAGGGGGGUUGAGUUGGGACAACAGAUUCCAGUGUGGAGUAGAUAUGCGCUUUUCUAGAAGUAUGUCAACUGGAAACUACACACAAACGCAGCUUUUUACUGCAGGUUUUGACAGCUAACAAACUUCAAAAGAAAUUUUAAAAAAGAAAGAAAACUUUUUUUUAAAUGAAUCAAAGAAUGUUUUGCUGAGCGGCGUCGAGAUUUCCAGAUUUCCUGCUGCGCGUCCAGACUUUGGGAUUGGCUCAAGUUUCCCUUUUGGUUGAAAAUUUCUGAGCGCAACUUUUUUUUCCAGAUACUUGAUAAGUUGAAGCAACAGUUUUUGGGACAAUGGAUCCGAGCCAGCACAACCCUCCAGCCGGACACCAGAUCGUCCAUGUCCGGGGGGAUUCCGAGACGGACCUGGAGACGCUUUUUAACAUCGUGAUGAACCCGAGCAGCGCCAACAUACCCCACUCUGUGCCCAUGAGGCAGAGGAAGCUUCCAGACUCCUUCUUCAACCCCCCAGAGCCCAAGUCCCAUUCCAGACAAGCCAGCACAGAUGCUGGGAGUGGCGGGGUGCUCAUCCCCCACCAUGUCCGUGCCCACUCGUCUCCAGCCUCCCUGCAGUUAGGAGCCGUUUCUGCAGGAUCCCUGUCUGGACUGGCCCCAGCAGGUGCCUCUCCCCAGCAUCUCCGGCAGUCCUCAUACGAGAUUCCUGAUGACGUGCCUUUGCCCGCCGGGUGGGAGAUGGCCAAGACCAGUUCUGGCCAGAGAUACUUUCUCAACCACAUUGAUAAAACGACCACUUGGCAGGAUCCCCGCAAGCCCUUGCUCCAGAUGAACCAGACUUCUCCUCCAAGUUCUGUUCCAGUCCCGCAGCAGACUCUCAUGAACCCAACCAGCGGACCCCUCCCUGAAGGCUGGGAACAAGCCAUAACACCAGAGGGAGAAAUUUACUACAUCAACCACAAGAACAAAACCACAUCCUGGCUUGACCCACGACUCGAGCCACGCUAUGGGCUGAACCAGCAGAGGAAUACUCAGAGUGCUCCAGGGAAACAGGGAGGACCGCUGCCUACCAACUCCCACGGUGGAGUCAACCAGAUGAGACUGCAGCAGAUCGAGAAGGAAAGACUCCGAUUGAAGCAGCACGAGGUGCUUCGGCAGAGACCGCAGGAGCUUGCUUUGAGGAACCAGCUCCCCACCAGCAUGGAGCAAGAUGGCCCCACAAACCCUGUGUCCUCCCCUUUGGCCCAAGAUGCUCGGACCAUGACUGCCAACAGCUCUGACCCAUUCCUCAACAGUGGGACCUACCACUCCCGGGAUGAGAGCACAGACAGCGGAUUGAGUAUGAGCAGCUACAGUGUUCCUCGCACUCCAGAUGACUUCCUGAAUAGUGUGGAUGAGAUGGAUACAGGGGACCAACUUCCGCCCUCCAUGGCAACGCAGCCCAACCGUUUCCCUGACUACCUGGACGCCAUCCCAGGAACAGACGUGGAUCUUGGCACCCUGGAGAGCGAGAGCAUGGCGGUGGAGGGCGAAGAGCUGAUGCCCAGUCUGCAGGAGCCUCUGAGCUCCGACAUCCUCAGCGACAUGGAGUCUGUGCUCGCAGCCACCAAGAUCGACAAGGAGAGCUUCCUGACAUGGUUAUAGAGGACCGGAGCGGGGCCCUCUGAACUCCUCCUGUCUCAACAAUCUGAACAUCUGCCUGGCCACAUCUGUGAAGGAAUCCACGUUUGCUCUUUUACCAGACAUUUCAGCGAGCCUCUGAACUUCUCUCCGCGUGCAGGGCUAACCUCUUUUCAGACAGUAUUCUGGUCUUUUUUAUUUUUUAUUUUUGUCUGUGUCUUCAAGGCUGGCCUGUGAACAGACAAUUUAUGCAAGGGCCCCUAAAUUGUUCCCAGGUCUUUUUGGUGAGUGUAGGGCUUAUUUAGUCGGAGCGUAGCUGAACUGGGCAGAUGCACGAACUCUUCCGUAAGGACUGCCUUUUACUGCUCAUCACCUGGAGUCUCUGGAGCCUCUCUUGUCUUGCAGUAUAGCACGAAGCAGCACUACAUAACUGUGUUUGGGGCUUUUAGUUUCAUAGCUUUAUAUUUGGCGCCUUUUUUAAAAAACAUAAACAAGCCUGAAAAACCAAAAAUGAUGUAUGUGGAGCAUAAAGAACAAUACUGAUUUGGAGUGACGGUAACGUGAAGCCCAUUUUGGACGUGUUGGCUUUGCUUUUUGGGGCGUGGGGGGUGGGACCAGGGGACCGACUACAUUGCUGCUUGGCUGUGCCAGCGAGCCUAAGUUAAACCUUUGAUCGAUCAAGUGCCUUCAGAUGUAUUUUUUUUUAGACGCGAGCGACUCGAAUAAAUACCCAGUUUCUGUAAUGCAACAAAAAGUAUCAGGCUGUAUUAACUAAUAUAAGCCGCAUGUUCUUGUAUGUGGAUCAAUAAUCAAAAACUAUUUUAUUUUAUGUACGUAAGGUGGUUUGGGGGAUCUUUUUUAACCUCUAGUGUCUUUGUAUCAUCUUUAUCCGAGCCUAACACUCGUUUUAUUAGUUUUUUCCUUUUUCUUUUAUCUCGUUACACCUGUUUGGUAGAUUUUUUCUUUUACUCGGAUUCAUUGAAACAUUUUUGUUAUCAGGAUCAGCUGUUCUCACAUCACAAGAUUCAGUCAAGCAGAACACUUUUUUUUAAAACAUAACCAAUCGUCUGAUUCUUCUUUUUUUUUUUUGCUUUACUAUACAUAUAUAUAUAAAUAUAUAUAUAAACGUAUACAUAUUAGUGUUUUUGUUGAUCACGAGCAGCUUGUUACUAUAUCUGCUUAAACAUGAACCAAAAAAAAAAAGCAAAAAGAGGCAGAUCUAUAGACUCUAUAGAGAACUUUCCUCAGAUCAGUUUUAGCAUGCGACAGUAUAAACGAAUUUUAACGUUCGAAACGGUCUGAAACCCCGUGUGUGGUGCUGUGUUGAGUGUUUUUAUUGAUUACAGCUUGGGGGCAAGUUUAAGCAGGCUUUAGAGUCACGUUACAGGAAAAACCGGAGGUCGGGGUUUGGCGGAUGGCUGAUAUUUACACAGCUUACGUGUUUUUAUUUUUAUUAUUAUACUUUACUGGAAAAAUUCAGAAACAAUGGAAAAAUUGCAGUCAGGAGCAGUAACACCAACCACCCAUCCUGCUUCCAGUUAAACAGUAUCUGUAUGAACAACCGUAUAAGCUAAUGAGAUGAUUGGUGUAUGUUUUAAGUGUUAACCGACACAGCCGAGUAGUUCUAACCGUUUUCCACGGUUUGUUUUUGAGUGGCUAACCCUAACAAGACGAGGAUUCAGAACAAAGAAGCAGGUGAUCCUUGAGCAGCACUCGCAUGUUUACAUACUUUAAGAAACCGCUACAGCCACAUUGAUAACUUCGAAUCAUGUUGUGAUGUUUACAUGAUGACUAGAUCUUUACAGUAAUUCCCGGAGGCCAUCACGGCGUCUCACGGAUUCUGCUGCCAACUAAUUCUAAACUGGUCGCAUCAACUCAAUGGAACCCCGUGCAUUUAUCUUCAAAUAGAGGACAUCUUUUAAUUACUUUGCCUUGAGAAACUCCAUUUUUAUUACUUAUCUGUACUGAUCCUGAAAGCAUAUUUUGAUGUGUUUCAAAGAUGGGCGAACUGUGUUGGAGGGAGGGGGAGCAACUAGAAUAAGUGGUACACCACAGUGCUUGCAUUGCACAGCUAGAGUUUUCAUUUGGUUGUAUUUUGUCACAAUUCAGUUUUUUUUAAUCCUUACUUAGUGUGAUAUUGUCAGAGCGUUAGCUGACAAUUAGCAGUAGAACUAAUUACAAGUUAAAGGAUUUUUUUAUUUAGUUUUCUAAAUGCACAUGAAAUGAAUUAUAUCCAACAUUGACUUUUUUUGAUAGGUAUGUGCAUGUGUUUUAGAACGAUAAAUUCUGUUACAUUAUACAUUUCUUCAUAUGAUACUUUGAAAUUGGCCUUGAAUAAAGUAUGUACUUUGUGGUAAAUUGUA
Molecule: messenger RNA, 4186 nt
Organism: Nothobranchius furzeri (turquoise killifish)
Lineage: Eukaryota; Metazoa; Chordata; Actinopteri; Cyprinodontiformes; Nothobranchiidae
Gene: yap1
Product: Yes1 associated transcriptional regulator
Biological process (GO): hippo signaling; positive regulation of transcription by RNA polymerase II
Cellular component (GO): cytoplasm; nucleus
Molecular function (GO): transcription coactivator activity; protein binding
Source: RefSeq, a predicted model, not a curated record